Talaromyces stipitatus ATCC 10500 is the source of this 1704-nucleotide messenger RNA. Its product is annotated as G-protein beta WD-40 repeats containing protein, putative. The transcript is spliced from 3 exons. Gene Ontology annotation, molecular function: protein binding. The record is from RefSeq and is a predicted model, not a curated record. NCBI's taxonomy places the organism in Eukaryota, Fungi, Ascomycota, Eurotiomycetes, Eurotiales, Trichocomaceae. The coding region runs from base 1 to 1704 and encodes 567 amino acids.
AUGAGAAGUCGCUCCUUCGCGGUCAAUGUUGUUAGCCGUCUUAUUUACAACAAUCUCUCAGCGGAUCUGCAAUACGCCUGCCAGUACUGGGUAUACCAUCUUGGCCAUAGCGAACCUCAUAUCGUUGAGUCUCUAGCUUUUGAUUUUUUGAAAAAGCAUUUCCUUCACUGGUUGGAGGCACUAAGUCUAAUGGGUGUUAUAUCAGAAGCAGUAGCAAUGAUAGAUGCGGUACAGUCUAGGGAUGGGGUGGAGAAUUUAUGGAGGUCAGGACUACAAACACUCGAGGGCCAUUCAGGUCUGGUUCAUUUAGUGGCCUUCUCUCCGGACGGGCAAACCCUAGCCUCAGGCUCUAAGGAUGACACUGUCAAGUUCUGGAACGUUAAGACUGCCUCUGAACUGAAGACCCUCCGGGGCCAUUCAAAUUCAGUUUAUUUAGCGGCCUUCUCUCUGGACGGGCAAACCCUAGCCUUAGGCUCUGGCGAUGACACUGUCAAGCUCUGGAACGUUAAGACCAGCUGUGAACUGCAGACCCUUCAGGGUCAUUCAAAUUCCGUUUAUUUAGUGGCCUUCUCUCCGGAUGGGCAAACCCUAGCCUCAAACUCUGGCGAUGACACUGUCAAGCUCUGGAGCGUCAAGACCGGCUCUGAACUGCAGACCCUUCAGGGCCAUUCAAAUUCGGUUUAUUCAGCGGCCUUCUCUCCGGACGGGCAAACCCUAGCCUCAGGUUCUUACGAUGACACUGUCAAGCUCUGGGACGUCAAGACCGGCUCUGAACUGCAGACCCUUUCGGGGGUUUCAAGUUCGCUUGAUUCGGUAGCCUUCUCUCCGGACGGGCAAACUCUAGCCUCAUACUCUGGCGAUAACACUGUCAGGCUGUGGAACAUCAAGACCGGCUCUGAACUGCAGACCCUUCGGGGCCAUUUAGGCUGGGUUGACUCAGUAGCCUUCUCUCCGGACGGGCAAACCCUGGCCUCAGGCUCUGAGGAUGACACUGUCAAGCUCUGGAGCGUUAAGACCGGCUUUGAACUGCAGACCCUUCGGGGCCAUUUAGGCUGGGUUAAUUCAGUAGCCUUCUCUCCGGACGGGCAAACCCUAGCCUCAGGCUCUAGGGAUGAUACUAUCAAGCUCUGGGACGUCAAGACCGGCUCUGAACUGCAGACCCUUCGGAGCCAUUCAAGUUGGAUUAAUUCAGUAGCCUUCUCUCCGGACGGGCAAACCUUAGCCUCAGGCUCUGGCAAUGGCACUGUCAAGCUCUGGAACGUCGAGACCAGCUCUGAACUGCAGACCCUUCAGGGCCAUUUGGAGUCGGUUUUUUUAGUGACCUUCUCUCCAGAUGGGCAAACCCUAGCCUCAGGCUCUUACGAUGACACUGUCAAGCUCUGGGACGUCAAGACCGGCUCUGAACUGCAGACCCUUCGGGGCCAUUCAGGUUCGAUUGAUUCAGUGGCCUUCACUCCGCUUGCGGAAGUACAUACUGCGACUAGAUCCGGAAUGAAUCGACGACUCCAUAAAUGUGACCCGAAUUUAUGGAGUAUUAAUUCUCAAAUAUCUUUAUCAAACAACUGGGUUGCAUUGGGAGACGAGAAUCUACUGUGGCUCCCUCCCGAGCAUCGUCAAUUUACAAUUUCAGCUGUCAAGGAAGCCUCCCUUGCUCUUGGGUAUCGUGACGGGCGAGUUUCUAUUAUAGGAUUUCAUACAUUGUAG